This is a messenger RNA of Mucor mucedo, 746 nucleotides long. RefSeq lists its product as uncharacterized. The coding region runs from base 20 to 616 and encodes 198 amino acids. The record is from RefSeq and is a predicted model, not a curated record. The transcript has a single exon. Lineage: Eukaryota; Fungi; Mucoromycota; Mucoromycetes; Mucorales; Mucoraceae.
CCCUCUUAAAAUAAUUAAUAUGCCUCCCAAGAAAGAUCAUAAUUUAGAACUGAUUCAGAAAAUUAACUCAUUCGAAAACACGGUGACUCAAAACAACGCAAUGAUAGUAUCGUUGAAGGAUAGUUUUACUCAGAUUCAAGACAUGUUACGUACUCAUGCUGAUGGGAUGGAGGUGAUUCAAAGACAUUUUGCCGAGAAUGAAAGCGCCACAAGUUCAAACACAAAUGAGCAGGCAGGAACAAGGAGAAAGAAAAUACCCAUGCCAAUGGUGACAAUGAACAAUGGAAACUCAAGGAAGCGAAAAAUAUUAAAGCUUGACGUACUUGAUGCUAUACUUCAACUAAAACCUGAUAUUGAAGAUUUUGGUAUGGUUUACGAAAAUAUAAGGAGCUGUGCCUACUAUCGUAUUAAAUCACUUAUGGAUGUAACGUAUAACAACCACCCACCACCAUGGCGAGACGUGCUUCCGUGCUAUCGUCGCAAAAUAGUCAACUUGUUAAAUGAGCGUGUACUUGGAAUGGAUGUAGAUUUAUCUCUUUGUGAGGAUGACUGGGUGGCGCUCCAUCUUAUCAAGAGGUCUUACCAAAACAGAGAAAAGUAUAUGAGGUAUUACUGAAUGUUUAUUAAGAUGACGUGACUUAUUUAACAGAAAAAUAUAGUUCAUCCACAGAGGCGGAAGAACAAACUCAAGACAGCCAAGACCAAACAAACCAAGCGUAAACAAACCAAGCCCAAGAAAACCAAGC